This is a messenger RNA of Zea mays, 2009 nucleotides long. RefSeq names its product probable pectinesterase 8. NCBI's taxonomy places the organism in Eukaryota, Viridiplantae, Streptophyta, Magnoliopsida, Poales, Poaceae. The coding region runs from base 332 to 1612 and encodes 426 amino acids. The transcript has 5 exons. Gene Ontology annotation, biological process: cell wall modification; pectin catabolic process. The record is from RefSeq and is a predicted model, not a curated record. Gene Ontology annotation, molecular function: pectinesterase activity.
GAUGUGAUGGUGGCCUGCCCUAUUUAUGUGCUUUUUACUGGAACCAAGGCAAGUUUGCAUGUUAAUGACCUUCAAAUGCAUCAAAAUGUGAAUUUAGAACGGCUGCUCGAUCUUAAGUGUACUUUAAUUAUUCCUUCUGUUCUGGGGUAUACCCUAUGAAGAGUUGUUGCUGCUGGAACUUGCUCCUUGGAAGCAACAGCUUGGUCAGAUCACGCAUAGAUUCUGACAACGACCUGAAAAGGAUUUUCCAACUAUGAAAUGCUGUGGUUGUGCAGGCUGCGUUGAGCGGCGUCUUAACCUUGAAGAAAAGAGAUAGAUUGUUUGCAAGGCAAUGCAAUUCAAGCUGCUUGGCGCGGUGCAUUUCAUCAUGUUAAAAUACCCCCAAAUCCAACGACCAAAUAGUGAGCUCAGUUCAUGUAUGCAGAUGAGCGCCAAGACCAUUGUGGCAGCAGCAGCUGCUGCAUUUCUUUUCUAUACUCACCUCUACUUCCCAACCGCUGCUCAUCUCUACUCCUCAACCACUCCGUUGGCUGGAACCCUCUUUGAUCUCACAAUGCCUCCCCCAUUGUACCCACUUUCGGCUGAUUCCACCUCUAUCCAUCAUCAGUAUGGCUGUAGAUACAACCCGCUGUGCGAUGACUUCCCACCGGAUUUCCCCCCGGCCGACACGCCAGCACUGUCGAUCUUCUGCGUCGACCCCAAUGGCUGCUGUGACUUCACGACCGUGCAGGCGGCAGUCAAUGCGGUCCCGAACCACAGCAGCAAGAGGAAUGUUGUGUGGAUCAACAGGGGCAUCUACUUUGAGAAGGUGACAGUCCCGGCAUCCAAGCCCAACAUCACAUUCCAGGGGCAGGGGUUCCACCUGACAGCGAUCGCGUGGAACGAUACUGCCAAGUCCGCGAACGGGACAUUCUACAGCGCCUCAGUCUCUGUUUUCGCAUCAGGAUUCAUCGGCAAGAACAUAAGCUUCAUUAAUGUAGCACCGAUUCCGAGGCCCGGUGCUGUCGAUGCACAGGCAGUGGCAAUCAGGAUCAAUGGUGACCAAGCAGCAUUCUGGGGUUGUGGCUUCUUUGGAGCGCAAGACACACUCCAUGACGACAGAGGCCGACAUUACUUCAAGGAAUGUUUCAUCCAGGGCUCCAUUGACUUUAUCUUUGGAGAUGCUAGGUCACUCUAUGAAAAUUGCAGAUUGAUAUCCAUUGCAGAUCCAGUGCCUUCAGGGCAAAGAUCAAUUACUGGUUCAGUCACUGCACAUGCCCGGGAAUCAGAAGAUGACAACACUGGCUACUCAUUUGUCAAUUGUAGCAUAGGUGGCACCGGUUCCAUAUGGCUUGGACGAGCAUGGAGACCAUAUUCUCGGGUCAUCUUUGCCUACACAUCAAUGUCAGACAUCAUAGCUUCUGAAGGAUGGAAUGACUGGAAUGACCAAACAAGAGAUCAGACUGUAUUUUAUGGAGAGUACAAGUGUACAGGUGAUGGUGCAAACCUGGCAGAUAGAGUGCCUUAUGCUCAGAAGCUUAGUGAUGUGCAAGUGUUACCUUACCUAAACACAUCUUUCAUCGAUGGAGAUCAAUGGUUAAAACCAUACUGUGACUCACUAAUAUCUGCUUGAAGCAAUUCUAGGUAAAGACAGACUUGAAACAGAGAAAAUAGAACAUCUCAUUGUUUGAUUUUUCUUACAUCAUAGUUCAUAGAAUCAAGAAUUACAAUUGUUCAAAGAUAAUAAAUAUUUGGUACAUUUGCUGUUUUCAAAAAAAAUUAUUACACAAAAGCAUGUCAUAAUCUACAUUCGAAAGGCAGAUACACAUUAAUGCUAGGGGAGAAAGGAGGCAACUUCAGGUGUUGCGUUACAAUAUUUGAUCCUUGCAUAACAUACAAUAGUUUACUAAUAUCAACAUUCUAUUUGCAAGAGUAGUCAUGUUGUAAUCAAAAUUGGCCUGAUCUCAUCUUCCUGUAUUCAGAUUGCUUGCAACAACUACUAUGCCUAGAAUGAAAUCUCACUUGGUGCA